ACUGGAACUUGAGGAAAGUCUACACAAGAAGUAACAACGCAGUAGUGUAAACUGCGUGCAGAACAGCCAAAAAGCAAAAAGAAAAAAAGAAAAAAAAUCAGAAAAAAAGGAACGAAGAUGAAAAUAAAAAAAUUGCAAGCGAAGAAGACAUAGUUGAAUAGAUUCUGUUAAUGGAGACUCGAAACCCUUCUUCUUCUUCUCCGGUUCGAGUCCUCAUUCGUCCACCACCGUCUUCCUCAUCGGCGCCACCUUCUUCAUCCACCACCGUUCAUUCCUCAUCGGCGCCGCCACCUCCUUCCUCCGAAGGCGUUGUAGUCGUCGGUUUCAUAUCACAACGACACGACGAUUCAACUCACUUACUCAACCGAGUCAUCGACUCUAACGUCUUUGCUUCUGGUAACAUCGAUAUACCGUUGCUCGUUGACGAUGAAGAAGCUAAGGAAUGGUUUAUGCGUAGAAGAAUUAGUUACUUCCGUGACCGUGAUAAGGGGAUUUUGUUCCUUCACUUCGCUUCCACUCGUUUUUUUCCUUCUGUUCAUGAUUUUACCGAACCCUCACUUGGAUUCGAUUCUGUUAGAGAAGAGCAUGAGUUCGGUGACCUUCAGGGAAUGCUUUUCAUGUUCUCUGUUUGUCAUGUAAUCAUAUAUAUUCAGGAGGGAUCACGAUUUGAUACUAGGGUUUUAAGGAAUUUUCGUGUGCUACAAGCAGCCAAGCAUGCUAUGGCUCCAUUUGUUAGGUUGAAAGGUGCGCCGCCAACGUUACCGUCUAGAGUGCAUUCUCCGGCUCCAGUGUCAUCUCGGGCUGUUUCGUCAGGAAACAAUUCUUCUCCGGGUAGAGGUGGUGGUGGUAAGUUGAAUCGCAAUGCGUCGGCUGUGUCUCUCAUGUCAGGUUUAGGGUCUUAUACUAGUUUGUUUCCGGGACAGUGCAUACCUGUGAUGCUGUUUGUGUUUGUGGAUGACUUCUCAAAUUUAUUGAAUUCUUGUACAAAUGGGGAUGAAUCUUCGGAUGUCUCGUCGCUUAACCAGUCUUCUAAUUUGAGUAGUGUAGGAAAGACAAAUUUGCCUGCUACUAAAGGUUCUGGUUCAGUGGUUGUGCUGGCACGCCCUGCAAGUCGAUCUGAAGGUGGACUUAGGAAGAAACUACAGUCGUCUCUUGAAGCGCAAAUUCGCUUUCUGAUUAAGAAAUGUAGAACGUUAUCAGGUUCUGAAGUUACUCACCCUGGUGUGAGAACUGGAGGUUCCACUGCUUCCGCAGCUCUGUUUUCACUUGAUGCAUCGAGGGCUGUUGUUUUGUUAGAUCGGCUUUCAAUUCAAAAAGGUCAAUCUCUUGAGUUUGCCACUGGACUUGUUGAAGAUGUCUUGAAUGGGAAAGCAACUUCAGAUUCCCUUCUGCUGGAAAGCCAUGGUCAAAGUGCCAACAAAGAGGAUUUAAUAUCUGUUAAAGAGUUCAUUUACAGGCAAUCUGAUAUUUUGAGGGGGAGAGGGGGGCUAGUAAAUACCAACAGUGGCUCAGCUGCAGGUGUUGGUAUGGUUGCUGUGGCAGCAGCUGCGGCUGCUGCUUCAGCUGCAUCUGGAAAAACAUUUACCGCUCCCGAUCUUCCAAGUUUUGAAACAUGGAUAACUUCAAGUCUUCAUAUCUUGAGUGGAGUUCUCUGUGCAAAAGGGGGUUGCUUGGAUGAGUUUGAAGUUAUUAAAAGUAAACCCCGUCCAAGGAACACUGUUUCACCUGCAGUGGAAGAAGAAUCAUCUAAGAGUAGAAAUCCUUUAGACGUUGCAGUAUCUUGGUUACAAUGUGGUAGAGGGCUGAACACUAAUUUUUCCACUUUGUGGUGCCAAAGAGCCAUUCCAGCUGCAAAAGACAUAUAUCUGAAAGAUUUGCCUGAUUGUUAUCCUACAUCACAGCAUGAAGCUCACUUAGAUAAGGCUUUGCAUGCAUUUCACUCAAUGGUAAGAGGACCUGCAAUGCAACGCUUUGCAAAAAAGUUGGAAGAGGAAUGCUCUUCCAUUUGGAAAUCAGGAAGGCAACUAUGUGAUGCAGUUAGUUUGACGGGCAAACCAUGCAUGCACCAAAGGCAUGAUGUUGAGGGCAGUAAUUCAGAAUUGGGAUCGUUGCCCAAGCCACAUUCAAGUGGCUAUUUUUUCUUACAUGCCUGUGCUUGUGGCCGUUCACGACAGUUACGCCCAGAUCCAUUUGAUUUUGAAUCAGCUGAUACUAGUUGCUUCUCUGACUGUGAUAAGCUAAUUCCCGCAGUCAAACUACCGGAGACUGGAGUUGCAGGACCUGUUCAAUCUUCUGCUUGGAGUUUUCUGCGUCUUGGAGGUUCAAGAUACUAUGAAUCUUCCAAAGGCUUACUUCAGAGUGGAUUUUGUUCUUCUGAGAAAUAUCUUCUGAAAUGGACAAUAUACCUUGAGAAACAGAGAAGGACAAAUGGUUCAACAGAGAGUAUAGUGAAACAAAGUUCCGUAAUUAGGGCACCUGAUGUUGGAUAUAUUUUAGAUGCAAGGAAAACUGGUGAUAAACAAUCCCACUCUGUUGUGCAGAGUGGAGCAGAAGGUGAUAGAACAUCUUUAGAUAUUAUCAAAGCUGAUAACAAAAAGAUAAGUUUUGGAAGAGGUUUUCCUAUUUUCAACAUGAGGAAGCCUUUUUCUGAGGUUGUUGCCGGAUCAGCAGCUGUUGAUUCAGGAUUCCCUCCUCUACAGCAAAGGAAAUUGCUUACAUCAGGUUCAGAAAAAGGUGUGAAGCAAAGCAGGCCAAGUAAUCAGAUUAUAGAAAGGGUUAAUGCAACCAUUGAUCAUCAAAUAUCUCAAAAAUCUCAAGAUAUGUCGUUUACUGAGGGACCUCUUCACGGUAAUGGCAAUAAUAGUUUCAGGGAUGGUGACCCUUUUUUGAUAGGUAGCAAUGCAGUACCUGUAUACCUGAAUGGCGGUGAAAGGAACAGACCACAUUCUUCUGUAAAGCAUGUGAUAGUAUAUGUUGGCUUUGAGCAUGAAUGCCCUCGUGGCCAUCGUUUCCUUUUAAAUGCAGAACAUCUCACUGAACUUGGAUCUUCAUACUCAUCAUCUGAAGAAUAUCAUGUAUCUUCUUCUAUGGAGCCUGCUGGAAGAAAUCAGGCAUCUCAUACUAAAGUAAGCAAGAAUGCUUCCCGGCCCAAAGUUCAUCGAAGCUCAAAUGAAGUUCUUUCUGCAUCCAUAAAUAAGGAAAGAGACGUGGGCAAAUCAAAUGAAAUUAUUUCUAAUGGUGAUCUGAAUGCUGAUGGACUGAUAUAUACUUCUAUUCCACUGAAAGAAAAAAAUUUGACAUCUGUGAAUAUAUUGGCAAACCCCCCCAAUCUUAUGAAAGAUUCCGGAGGGGAUCUUCAAGCUAUUAACAUGGGUGGUGAUGAGCUUGCAUUCUCCAUGCUAAACCGAAAUUUGCCGAUCUAUAUGAUCUGUCCUCACUGCAGGCGUUCUAGGUAUAAGAAGGAUACAGCAGAGGUUAAGUUUGCCAGUGGUAUCUCACAGCUUAAAAGGAUUUUUGUGGUCACACCAGCAUUUCCUUUAGUACUAGCAACAUGCCCUGUUGUGCAAUUUGAGACGUCAUGUUUGCCUCCAUCCGUUCCAGAUCGUGAACGAAAAUUGCAGUUUAGCCUUGGAUGUCAAGUGAUCUUGCCACCAGAGAGUUUCCUUACCCUUAAACUACCAUUUGUGUAUGGUGUGCAGCUUGAAGAUGGAAACAAGCAUCCUCUUAACCCCUUUGAACAACAGCCAGAAAUGACUGCCUGGAUUGCCAAGGGCACAGUACUGCAGAUGUUGUCCAAAGGGAGCAGUGAUGAGGGAUAUCAAACACUGUAAAAGCUGUCUAAAUCUAUGAGUGGCCUAUUUAGAAAGUAAAUGAAAGGAUCUCAAUAGCUGAUCCAAAACUCAGGACAAGGAACUUUUGUGGAUGACGAGUAUGGUCUAUAAUGGAAUUCCUGAGCUGUAAUGGAAACUCAUAGAGUAGUCGAAUACAUCAUCUUUCAGGCAUGAAUUGGUAGCAUGGAAUGACACGCUUUAGUCAUAGUAAGAAAAAUCAUAAAUGCAAAUCCAUGGAUCAAAGAUUGCUGUCUGAAUUUAUUUGGACUGCACUACCAAAUGAAAGCAUUCUACAAUUGGGGGGAGUCUGAGAUUUGUACAUCAAUAACCAGAGACCUAAAAUUGUGCUAGUAAUGGCUCCCUGGACCUCCUUAAGGAUUAUUGGAACCGAGAUCUUGUUUAUUUUCAUGUGAUUAAUUACCACUAAACCUUUCUACCAUUGAAUUUCCAACUGCCGCAGACUUACGCCAAGCUGAAACCGUUCUUGCAGGCGAACCCCACAAAGUUGUUGAUGAAAGGAUGGAUGGCGUCAUCUGCUGCAUAGAAUAUCAUGUAACCAAGGCACUGGUUAUUUAUUGCCUUUUAUGUAAAGAUGUUGCUCUUCAAUGUGAAACACAGAACAUUGAUAUUGGUCCUGUGCAUAAUUAUACCAAAAGGGUGAAAGGUAGAAGCAAGGAUCUUUAACUCUAUUUCAAGGGAGAUGUAAGCCGUGGAAUGGGAUUUAAUACGAUAUAAUGUUAUUGCGUGAUCUCAAAUUUGUUUCAGUGUUGAGUUCUUGUCUUAGUGUAAGCUUGCUGAUCAUCAAACGUGCUGAAAAAUCGUGUAAAAGGAGCCUGAAGGUGGUCUUUGUGAAAACUUGCCCUGUGUUCUUUGUAUUAGUUUAAUUCUACUUGAUUGUAUUAAUAUUUGCCUUUUAUUUUUCGAUAAGCAACUCUAUAUUAAAGAGACUAAAAAGGGAUUUGUAUUUCCUA
Molecule: messenger RNA, 4801 nt
Organism: Cicer arietinum (chickpea)
Lineage: Eukaryota; Viridiplantae; Streptophyta; Magnoliopsida; Fabales; Fabaceae
Biological process (GO): nuclear-transcribed mRNA catabolic process, nonsense-mediated decay
Source: RefSeq, a predicted model, not a curated record